GCCACCAGCGCCGGGCACGCAGCAGGGCACCGACCCAGGCCCCCUGACCCGCGGGAGCAUGGCGGCCGACGGCGAGAAGCGGCAUCUGCUGAGCCAGGGAACAGGAGGGUCCUACCUGGGGGCCGUGCAGAAGAAUGGGCACAGCUCCCUGCAGGGCCAGGUGCCCGCCCUGGAGCUGGGGCCGCAGCACAGCCGGCACUGCCACACGCGGGAGGCCAGCGGGCACCCCGGCCGGCAGCGGCGGGCACGCAGGAAGCUCUACCUGGCUGCUGGCAUCUGCCUGGUCUUCAUGGUGGGGGAAGUUGUAGGUGGGUACCUGGCACACAGCUUGGCCAUCCUGACAGAUGCAGCCCACCUCCUGACAGACUUUGCCAGCAUCAUGAUCAGCCUCUUUGCGCUCUGGGUGUCCUCACGGCCCCCCACCAAAACCAUGAACUUUGGCUGGCACCGGGCAGAGAUCCUGGGGGCCCUGCUCUCCGUGGCCUCCAUCUGGGUGGUGACAAGUGUCCUGGUCUACUUGGCUGCCCAGCGCCUGGUCUCGGGCGACUACGACAUCGAGGGCAGCGUCAUGCUCAUCACCUCUGCCUGCGCCGUGGCUGCCAACAUCGUGAUGGGGUUGGCUCUGCACCAGACAGGGCAUGGGCACAGCCAUGGGGCAGGCGGCGAAGAGCCCAAUGCCAGCGUCCGUGCAGCCUUUGUCCACGUCGUGGGGGACCUGCUGCAGAGUGUUGGUGUCCUGGUUGCCUCCUACAUCAUCUUCUUUAAGCCUGAGUAUAAGUUUAUGGAUCCCAUCUGCACCUUCUUCUUCUCUGCGCUGGUGCUGGGGACGACGCUGACCAUCCUCCGUGACAUCAUCCUUGUCCUCAUGGAGGGCACCCCAAAAGGGAUGGACUUCAACGCCGUGCGGGACACGCUGCUGGCAGUGGCAGGGGUGGAGGCUGUGCACAGCCUCCACAUCUGGGCACUGACGGCGGCACAGCCUCUGCUCUCCGUGCACAUCGCCAUCAACGCAGACGCCGACGCCCAGGAGGUGCUGGAGGAGGCCAGCUCCCGGCUGCGGGGCACCUUCCGCUUCCACACCACCACCAUCCAGGUGGAGAGCUUCUCGGAGGAGAUGAGGGACUGCCGGGAGUGCCAGCCCCCCCGCGACUGA
Dryobates pubescens (Downy woodpecker) is the source of this 1153-nucleotide messenger RNA. RefSeq names its product solute carrier family 30 member 2 (gene SLC30A2). Gene Ontology annotation, molecular function: zinc ion transmembrane transporter activity. Gene Ontology annotation, cellular component: plasma membrane. Lineage: Eukaryota; Metazoa; Chordata; Aves; Piciformes; Picidae. The record is from RefSeq and is a predicted model, not a curated record. The transcript is spliced from 8 exons. Gene Ontology annotation, biological process: zinc ion transmembrane transport; response to zinc ion. The coding region runs from base 59 to 1153 and encodes 364 amino acids.